AUGACAGCGACGGGCAACGAAGUAAUCGGUUUGACAGAUCGAGAAUUGAAGAAUUUCUCUUUGGAUGAUCCUGGAUCCGUCAAUCUUAUUCUUCAUGCACAAGAGAGCGAUGCGGCUGAUCGAAAAUUGACGAUUCGUCAAGCCUUGGCUAAAUACCCUAAAGCUGUCUUUUGGGCUAUGUUCCUCUCAACAAGUCUCAUUAUGGAAGGAUACGAUGUCGUUAUAAUCACGUCGUUCUAUGGCCAAUCUCAAUUUCAGAAACGCUUUGGAUCCUUCUCCCCAAACACUGGAACUUGGUCCAUUUCUGCUGAGUGGCAGUCAGGACUCAGCAACUCAUCCUCAGUUGGCCAAAUGUUUGGACUCUUGCUCAACGCCUAUGCCCAGGACAAAUUCGGUUGCAGACACACAAUGAUGUUUUUCAUGGCAUGGAUGGCUGUCAUGAUCUUCAUUCCGUUCUUCGCGCCCUCUCUUUCCGUUCUAGCAUUUGGAGAAGCCAUGUGUGGAGUAUCAUGGGGAGUUUUUCAAACCCUUUCCACUACUUACGCAUCCGAAGUUGUCCCAACGGUGUUGAGGCCAUACGUAACCGCUUAUGUCUGCAUGUGCUGGGGUGCUGGGAUUUUACUAUCUUCUGGCGUCGUUCGUGCAGUGGCUGGAAUUGAAGGCGAUCUUGGUUGGAGAUUACCCUUCGCUAUCCAGUGGGUCUGGCCAGUUCCUCUUUUCAUUGCAGCCUACUUUGCACCAGAGUCUCCAUGGAAUGCUGUUCGGCGAGGGAAGAUUGAUCUUGCACGGAAGAGUUUGAUGCGUCUCCGUGAAGAUUCUCCCGCGAAAGAGAGAGAGGUUGAAGCAACGCUUGCAUACAUCCAGCAUACUACACAGCUCGAAAUGGAAGAAACCGGAGAUGCCAGCUUCCUAGAGUGCUUUCAAGGGGUGAACUUGCGACGAACUGAAAUCAACUGCGUGGUGUGGGCGGCACAAAUCCUCUCUGGUAAUGCUAUCCUCGGUUACUCUGUCACCUUUCUAGAAGCAGCAGGGUUUUCCGAGAUUCAAGCCUUUGACUUGAAUAUCUCGCUUUCGGCAUGCUAUAUAAUUGGGGGAAUAAUUUGUUGGCUCUUAUUCCCACACCUAGGAAGAGCUACAAUCUAUAUGGGAGGGCUCACAUUCAUGUUCUUUUGCCUCGUCGCGAUCGGCGGCCUGGGAUUCUCGCACAGCAAACAUGCCGACAUCGCCGUGGGAGUUCUCCUGGUCAUAUCGACGCUUUGCAAUAUGAUAACAGUUGGACCAGCCUGUUAUCCAAUCGUGGCGGAAACUCCUUCUGGAAGAUUGCGAUAUAAAACGAUUGUCAUUGGACGAUUUGUGUAUAAUCUUACCCAGAUAUUCAACAAUUCAGUGACACCGCGCAUGAUUCAAGCGUCAGCGUGGAACUGGGGCGCAAAGGCAGGUUUAUUCUAUGCAGGAACCAAUCUUUUAUGCAACAUAUGGUGCUGGUUCCGACUCCCUGAAACCAAGGACCGUAGCUUUGGCGAGAUCGAUCUUUUGUUUGAGAAUCACGUUUAUGCUCGGAAGUUCAAAUAUAUAAAAGUGGAUCAGUUUGCCCAUCAAAACUUUGAAGAGAGUCAAUUCCAUGAAGAGAAAAAUGGUGCGACUCAUGUAGAGAAUGAAGUCGUCUAA
This is a messenger RNA of Talaromyces stipitatus ATCC 10500, 1668 nucleotides long. Its product is annotated as MFS alpha-glucoside transporter, putative. The record is from RefSeq and is a predicted model, not a curated record. The transcript is spliced from 6 exons. Gene Ontology annotation, biological process: transmembrane transport; carbohydrate transport. NCBI's taxonomy places the organism in Eukaryota, Fungi, Ascomycota, Eurotiomycetes, Eurotiales, Trichocomaceae. Gene Ontology annotation, cellular component: membrane. Gene Ontology annotation, molecular function: carbohydrate:proton symporter activity. The coding region runs from base 1 to 1668 and encodes 555 amino acids.